GCAGCGGCACACCGGGCUGGACUCCGGGCAGAGGCACACCGGGCUGGACUCCGGGCAGAGGCACACCGGGCUGGACUCCGGGCAGAGGCACCAGGCGAAGCAGCAGGCAGCGGGCCACCAGGCGGAGCAGCAGGCACCGGGCCCCCGGGCGGAGCAGCAGGCACCGGGCCCCCGGGCGGAGCAGCAGGCACCGGGCCCCCAGGAGGGGCGGCGGGCGCCGGGCCCCCAGGAGGGGCGACAGGCAUCGGGCCCCCAGGCGGGGCGACAGGCAUCGGGCCCCCAGGCGGGGCGACAGGCAUCGGGCCCCCAGGCGGGGCGACAGGCAUCGGGGCGACAGGCAUCGUGCCCCCAGGCGGGGCGACAGGCAUCGUGCCCCCAGGCGGGGCGACAGGCAUCGUGCCCCCAGGCGGGGCGACAGGCAUCGGGGCGACAGGCAUCGUGCCCCCAGGCGGGGCGACGGGCAUCGUGCCCCCAGGCGGGGCGACGGGCAUCGUGCCC
Staurois parvus is the source of this 498-nucleotide messenger RNA. Lineage: Eukaryota; Metazoa; Chordata; Amphibia; Anura; Ranidae. The record is from the annotation of a GenBank genome assembly.